This is a messenger RNA of Panicum virgatum (switchgrass), 986 nucleotides long. Its product is annotated as phytosulfokine receptor 1-like. Gene Ontology annotation, molecular function: protein binding. The transcript is spliced from 2 exons. The record is from RefSeq and is a predicted model, not a curated record. The coding region runs from base 76 to 873 and encodes 265 amino acids. NCBI's taxonomy places the organism in Eukaryota, Viridiplantae, Streptophyta, Magnoliopsida, Poales, Poaceae.
CACUGUCAUUCAUAAUACAUUUUAUAUAUAAGCACCGAGCACCUUCUCUACUCAAGUCACCACUAGCAUCAAACCAUGGUUUGCUUGCAUCAUUUUCCCAGCUACCUUCUCCUGGUCACCGUCAUCCUCGCUACCAGCGGGGGUGGAGCAAGCUUGUGCCACCAAGAUCAAAGUGCCGCCCUGCUACGCCUCGAAGCUAGCUUCCGCUUCCCAGACACAUAUUUAAAUUGCCCAUGGAUUGCAUUCCAAGUUGGAAAUCUUCCGUCGUGGAAGGAGAAUACCAACUGCUGCACCUGGGAAGGUGUAACAUGUGGUGGCAUGUCGGGCCAUGUUACUGCUCUCGACCAGUCCCGUCAAUGCAUCUCGGCUGGAGUCAUGAUGCAGCUGGAUAAAUGUUUAGCAAAAAAAUGGAUUCCUGGCGGGAUCCCUCCCAGGAUCGCGAACAUGAUGCAGCUGGAGUCACUUGAUCUCUCCUACAACCAACUCUCCGGGGAGAUCCCUCCUGCAAUGGCGGCGAUGUCAUUUCUCGAGGUGCUCGACCUCUCCUACAACCACCUGUCAGGGCAGAUACCACAAUCCAGCCAGUUCUCGACAUUCCUGAACACCUCAUUUUUGGGGAACGAUAGGCUUUGCGGUAAACCACUGACACGGCUAUGUGAGACGAACCACACACCAUCAGCUACUGCUACACCGGGCACUUCUAAAGAGCUGAACUUGGAAUUUUUGUCAAUUGAGGUAGGGGUCGUUUCGGGUUUGGCGAUUAUAGUUGCGACCAUGCUGCUGUGGAGAAAUGGGAGGAGCUGGGUGUACUGGCAUGUCGACAAGUUUUGGCUGCAAGUUCUGCAGCCUUGGAUCAGUCGCCAUCGACGCUGAAAAUGAAUUUCAUGUAUAGUAGUGUGCGUAUGCCUGGGCAACAUUUUAGUGUGUAUAUAUAUAUAUAUAAUUUGGUGGAUAAAUUUAUGUGGUGCUGCUGCAUGUUUAUUUGA